This is a messenger RNA of Lolium rigidum, 1574 nucleotides long. RefSeq names its product CTP synthase-like. Gene Ontology annotation, biological process: CTP biosynthetic process; pyrimidine nucleobase biosynthetic process. Bases 128 to 1399 code for a protein of 423 amino acids. The transcript has 5 exons. The record is from RefSeq and is a predicted model, not a curated record. NCBI's taxonomy places the organism in Eukaryota, Viridiplantae, Streptophyta, Magnoliopsida, Poales, Poaceae. Gene Ontology annotation, molecular function: CTP synthase activity; identical protein binding.
AAUCUUCCUCCGCCCGCAUGCGAGCGCUCAGAGGGACCAAAUACUAGAACACGUGCGCCAGCACGGCUUGGGGUGCAGCAGGAUUCGGGCGGCGGCAGUGGCGGGUUGGCCCGAGAUUCCCCGCAAGAUGAAGUACGUGCCGGCCACUGUCGGCUUGGUGAGCGGGCUCGGCAAGGGCGUCAGGGCCAGCAGCGUUGGCGUCAUCCUGAAGGCGUGCGGCCUCGGCAUUACGUCCAUCAAGAUCGAUCCUUACCUUAACGCCAGUGCUGGGGCCACGCCCCCAUUCAAACAUGGUGAAUCGUUUGUGUUAGAUGACAGUGGCGGUGAGGUCGACUUAGAUCUUGGGAAUUGUGAGAGGUUUCUUGAUAUUAAACUCACCCGAAACAACAGUGGAAAGAUCUUUCAGUCUUUAAUUGACAAGGAGAGGAAAGGGGAAUACUUGGGAAAGACUGUGCAGGACUGCAUCGAGCCUGUUGCGAUGAUAGCGGUGGAUGGCAUGGAUGUAUCUGAGGUGUGCAUGAUUAAACUGGACAGAACAAUUGGUGGGCAUGAGUUCAACACUGAGGAUGUAUCUGCCCCCCUGCUCAAUGGGAGGCAUCAAUCAUUGAUCCGGCAACACUCGAAUGAGAAGGGAAGCCAUUUCCCACUGUCCAAGGGCUCUCUCCCGGCCCAACCCCCGCAAGCCCGAAAGGUUCUUCCUUGCUCACCUCUCCGUUUCGUGUCGCAGCAUGGCGGCGCAGCCGUCCUCCACCGUGCCCUUCGUGGCCUAUGCACAGGGGAAGCACCCUUUAAAGCCCCUCCUGAACCCAUCUCCCUGUUUGAGCUCGACACCAUCUUGAUGCUCAUCCCACGUCUCCUCUCCGACGGCCAUGUCCCUGCCGCUGGCCGCCUCCUCUCUGCGGUGCUCCUCCUGCCCGGCUCCCCAGAACGCCUUCUAUUCUCCCCACUCGCCGAGCACCUCGCCUCCCUGCCCACACUCACCCCGGCCUUUGCCCUCCUCACCUCCCUCCGCCACCACCCAGUCCGUCCCUCGGCUCUGCCCCUUGCCACCCCGCUCCUUGGCAACCUCCUAUCGAUGCGCCGUGCCCGUGACGCUGCCUCCGUUCUCCGCUGGCUUUGCCGUCCCGACUCCUCAUGCCGACCAGACGACGCCACCUACGAUAUUGCUGUCGCGGGGUUCUGCAGGAUCGAGGACACCAAGAGUGUGCUUGUUGCCCUCCGGGAGAUGGCCUUGGACGGGGUUCGGCCCUCACAGAAGCUGCAGGAGGCGGUGCGGGAUGCCAUGCUGCAGGACUCAAGGAUCGAGGAGGCGUGGGCUCUAGAGGAGACCAUGCAGCUGCCAGAGUCUAUGAAGACAGUGGAGUUGGUCGACAAGUUUCUUGGAGCGUGGGAGGAAUGACUACUGUCUACAAUUGUUUGGUGCUUCCCUGAUUUGGAUCAUGCAAAAGGUGAGAAACUUUCCAGAGAUAGUAGGAUCGUUUCUCUAUGCAGUACCGAUGUACUCCUAGCAAGAAAAGCUUGUGUUAAUCUAGCAUUAACUAUAUUCUUGGUGAUUGAGAGUAGCAUUCCUGACG